AUGGCAGGCCCCCCGCUGAUGAUCGGACAUCUCGAAACCUGGCUGCACACGCAGAACAGAAUCUGGGACGUCGCGCCGAGCAAUGGCGGGUGGGAGCGUUGGGCACAGCUCGACUACUGCGCGUACCUCAUCAGCCUUGGCCGCCGAACCAUUGUGGAGAACCGGACGUACGUGAACCAGAAUCUGCGGAACGACAUUACCGUGUUUGGCGGAACCGAGUGGUGCAUCGAGCUCAAGCCUCUGGCCCUAGACUUCGCCCACCACGUCAAACUCUCCAUCGGCAUUGCCGCCAUCAACCCCAUCCUCGACGUGAUCCAAGACACGCACCCCCUCAUUGACCACACCAACAUCAUUGACCAAUAUGCUGACGACCUCUUCGGGGCCUACUCCCACCGCGUCGUCCAAGACCCCACCGGGCACUACUGGCUGAUAUCCUAUCUCGUGGUGCAGGAUCCCGUGGUCCCUGUCGGCGGUGGCGGUGGCGGUCUCGGCGGUGGCGGUCUCGGCGGAGGAGGUGGAAGUGGAGGCGGCGGUGGUGGUGGAGGCGGCGGUGGUGGUGGAGGCGGCGGCGGCAGCGGCGGCAGCGGCGGCACCACGACGUCUACUACGGGCCCCAUCGGUGGCGGCACCCUUGGAGGGUCUAGCAGCAGCAGCAGCGGAUCCAAGCCCGCCCCUAGCGGCGGCGGCGGCUGGCCGACCGGGACCAUGGGCAAGACCACCACCACUACCACGGUCCCUAUCUCGACACCGACUACGAAUCCUGCUCCGGUGUCAGUCAAGUCGCCCUUGCCCACCGGCCCGUCGACCCCUGUUGUCGGCGGCAGCACGUCGUCCAUCAGCGGCCCCAAGGCAGGUGGCACGUCAACGUCGGUCCCUAUCACCCCCUCGGUACCCCCCACCACCAGCAAGAAAGUAGUCUGA
Messenger RNA from Lasiosphaeria miniovina, 921 nucleotides. RefSeq lists its product as uncharacterized. The transcript is spliced from 3 exons. The record is from RefSeq and is a predicted model, not a curated record. The coding region runs from base 1 to 921 and encodes 306 amino acids. Lineage: Eukaryota; Fungi; Ascomycota; Sordariomycetes; Sordariales; Lasiosphaeriaceae.